Molecule: messenger RNA, 2075 nt
Organism: Sorghum bicolor (sorghum)
Lineage: Eukaryota; Viridiplantae; Streptophyta; Magnoliopsida; Poales; Poaceae
Product: 3-ketoacyl-CoA synthase 11
Exons: 2
Coding region: 158-1732 (524 amino acids)
Biological process (GO): fatty acid biosynthetic process
Cellular component (GO): membrane
Molecular function (GO): acyltransferase activity, transferring groups other than amino-acyl groups
Source: RefSeq, a predicted model, not a curated record
ACUCCGGCGAGCGGGGCAGCGAACGGUGGCGGCCGCUUCUCUAAUCCCUCACUUCCUUCCCCGUCGUGGUUGAAGCCUGGUUCCGGUCACAAAAGACUUGAUCUGGUGUCCGACGGAGGCGGCGGCGGCGGCUCCUCUGCAGUUUGAUUGAGGGGCCAUGGAAAACCCGGCGCCGCCGACCGAUCCUGCCGCCGCCACGGGCGCCACGCCAACGCCGUCGUCGUCGCCGUCGCGGCAGCUGCCGGACUUCCAGCAGUCGGUGCGGCUCAAGUACGUGAAGCUGGGGUACCACUACCUCAUCAGCCACGGCAUGUACCUGCUGCUGACCCCGCUGAUGGUGCUCGUCGCCGUGCACCUCUCCACGCUGUCCCCGCGCGACGUGGCCGACCUGUGGGCACACCUCCGCCUCAACCUCAUCUCUGUGGUGGCCUGCUCCACGCUGCUCGUCUUCCUCGGCACGGUCUACUUCCUGACGCGGCCGCGGCCCGUGUACCUGGUGGACUUCGCCUGCUACAAGCCGGGUCCCGAGCGGCGGUGCACGCGCGACACCUUCAUGCGCUGCUCCAGGCUCACCGGCUGCUUCACGGACGGCAGCCUCGAGUUCCAGCGCAAGAUCCUGGAGCGGUCGGGGCUCGGCGAGGAAACGUACCUUCCCCCCGCCGUCACGCGGGUGCCGCCCAACCCGUCCAUGGACGAGGCGCGCGCGGAGGCGCGGGAGGUGAUGUUCGGCGCCGUGGACGAGCUGCUGGCCAAGACGGGCGUGAAGCCCAAGGACAUCGGGAUCCUGGUGGUGAACUGCAGCCUGUUCAACCCGACGCCGUCGCUGUCGGCCAUGGUGGUGAACCACUACAAGCUGCGUGGGAACGUGGUGAGCUACAACCUCGGCGGGAUGGGGUGCAGCGCCGGGCUGCUGUCGGUGGACCUCGCCAGGGACCUGCUGCAGACGCACCCGGGGUCGUACGCGCUGGUGAUCAGCACGGAGAACAUCACGCUCAACUGGUACUCGGGCAACGACCGCUCCAAGCUGGUGUCCAACUGCCUGUUCCGGAUGGGCGGCGCGGCGGUGCUGCUCUCGAACCGGCGGUCCGACCGGCGGCGGGCCAAGUACGAGCUGGUGCACACGGUGCGCACGCACAAGGGCGCCGACGACCGGUGCUUCGGCUGCGUGACGCAGGAGGAGGACGGCGAGGGCGUCCUGGGCGUGUCGCUGUCGAGGGACCUGAUGGCGGUGGCCGGGGACGCGCUCAAGACCAACAUCACGACGCUGGGACCGCUGGUGCUGCCGCUGUCGGAGCAGCUGCUGUUCAUGGCCACGCUGGUCGCCAAGAAGGUGCUCAAGAUGAAGAAGGUGAAGCCGUACAUCCCGGACUUCAAGCUGGCGUUCGAGCACUUCUGCAUCCACGCCGGCGGGCGCGCCGUGCUGGACGAGCUGGAGAGCAACCUGUCGCUCACGGACUGGCACAUGGAGCCGUCGCGGAUGACGCUGCACCGGUUCGGGAACACCUCCAGCAGCUCGCUCUGGUACGAGCUGGCCUACAGCGAGGCCAAGGGGAGGAUCCGGCGGCGCCACCGGGUGUGGCAGAUCGCGUUCGGGUCAGGGUUCAAGUGCAACAGCGCCGUGUGGAGGGCGCUCCGGUCGGUGAACCCGGCGGAGGAGACCAACCCGUGGAUGGACGAGAUCGACAGGUUCCCCGUGGAUGUCCCCAAGGUCUCCAAGGUUACCAGCGACUGAAGUGUGCACCCCUGAUCGUGGUUAGCGAUAGUGAUUAUUAUUAUUCCUUGGGAGUUUGCAAUUGUUUGGGUAAGGCCUUGUUCGUUUGACAGGGUUUGAGGGUGGGAAUUGUUCCAGCUAAUCUAUAUUAGUAGAAAUAAACCUAUCAAUCCACCUGGAAUAAUUCCAGGGCAUCCAAUCCGGAUGAAACGAACGGGCCCUAAAGGAUCUGGUGGGAAUUUUCUUGAGUUUAUAUCACUACGAAAAGCGAUGAUUGACUUGUCUGAGUUCUGGUUAUUAUACCGUGUUGUUUCUGUAUGGCCCUCGGCCCCUGGCCUAUCCAGCAGUUGACAGUUCUGUGUUC